Temnothorax curvispinosus is the source of this 9171-nucleotide messenger RNA. It is a transcript of the gene BicC, whose product is annotated as protein bicaudal C homolog 1. Gene Ontology annotation, cellular component: cytoplasm. The transcript has 13 exons. Bases 835 to 3186 code for a protein of 783 amino acids. NCBI's taxonomy places the organism in Eukaryota, Metazoa, Arthropoda, Insecta, Hymenoptera, Formicidae. The record is from RefSeq and is a predicted model, not a curated record. Gene Ontology annotation, molecular function: protein binding; RNA binding.
UUAGUCAGUUUCCUUUCGUGCCAGUGAUCCCGCGGUGAUCCUGCGAUGCGAUUUGACGACGACAACUCGGCCGCGUAAAGAAAAAAAAGUCCUGGCUCGAAAUUCUACGUAUUUAACGGGUGGAUCCCAUAUCGGUUGUGAACAAGUUUGAGGGGUGGGGGGAAGAUUUGUAUCGAGAGAGAGAGAGACGACUAAAAAUCGUAGUAGUUUCAAAGUGAUCCACGUGCGUCGAAUCGCGCAGCGAAAUGGAAUAGAGUGAUAUAUAGGAAGCCGCCUAAUAACCGUAAUUGGGAAUCGCGGUCGAUCGAUCGGUGAUCUUCGACGCGAAAUAAUUAAAAAGGCACUUUGUGACAUCGGAUCCUCGUUGUCGACGACCGACGGAUCUUCGAACGAGAUUGAUCGUGCGGCCGAUAAACUCGCGGAGACAAUUACUUAUGUCGCGACCCUGCUCCGGAACCUCCUCGAUCAGUUAAUUAGAUCUUCCGGUAUGUUUUACCGCAAUCGGCGGUGACUGCAGUGAAAGUAAACUCGGUAUCUCGAUUCAUCCGUAGCGCGAUUAGCGCCUCAGUGCCUACGAAUCCAACCGAGUGACCCGUUAUCGUUAUCGUGAAAAAGUGAUCCAUUCACCUCCCAUUCUCGAGGAGGUCGCUCUGUGUCGCAUAGAGCGACCUUUUAAUAAGUGACAAUUGUGAAAACGCUUUUUUUUCUCUCCUGGGAAUUCGCUCUUUGACUGUCUUUUUCCUUUGUCUUUCGUUUCUUUUCGUUUUCACUGCGAAGAUCGAAGGCCUCUUCGCAGCUGGACGUUGACAAUUGAGGGAUACGCAUUCAACGAAGAUGACCGUGGUUAUGGAGAGAACAAACACUAUUGUUACGUGGCCAUCGAGACUGAAGAUCGGAGCAAAGUCGAAGAAAGAUCCGCACAUAAAAGUGGCGGGACGAUUAGAUGAUGUACGAUCAGCGAAGGAGAAGAUAAUGGAAAUUUUGGACACACGGCAAAGUAAUAGAGUGACCAUGAAGCUGGACGUUAGUUACACCGACCAUUCGCACAUCAUUGGCAAAGGCGGCUUGACAAUUAAACGAGUGAUGGAGGAAACCGGCUGCCACAUCCAUUUCCCAGACAGCAACCGCAGCAAUCACCAAGACAAGAGCAAUCAGGUCUCCAUCGCUGGUGAGAUGGAGAGCGUCGAACGCGCCCGCGCUCGUGUCAGGAAUCUGACGCCUCUGAUCUUUUCCUUCGAGCUGCCUAUAAUGGGCGCUUCGCAGAGCAUGCCAGAUUGCACCUCGCCGUACGUGGUGAAGAUACAAGAGAAGUACAACGUACAGGUGAUGUUUCGCACAAGACCGAAGCUGCACGCUACGCUGGUGGUUGUCAAGGGAUGCGAGUGGGAGGUUGCCCAAGUCAAAGAAGCGACGUAUCUGCUGAUCCGUUAUAUGUGCAAAAAUUUAGCUAGUCAAAUCCAAGUACAAAUGUCGAUGGAGAUCUCACCCCAACACCAUAGCAUUGUGCUAGGGAAACAGAGUAGCAAUCUGAAGAUGAUAAUGCAGCGUACCGCCACGCAGAUUAUGUUCCCGGAUGCCGGCGAUCCAAAUAUACCCAGCCUCAAAAAAAGCAACGUCACUAUUACUGGCGACAUAAACAAUGUUUAUUUGGCCAGGCAACAGUUAGUGGGCUCGUUACCACUGGUACUUAUGUUCGAUCUGCCGGAAGACUCUAUGACCGCUUCUGUGGAUACCGAAAAGAUCUCCCAGCUCAUGCAAUCUCUGGACGUGUUUAUCAACGUUCGUCACAAGCCGAAACAGAGUACGCUUUCCGUGAUUAUCAAGGGAAUCGAGAGAAAGGCUAGUAAUAUUUACAAGGCACGAAAGCAGUUGUUGGGACUGGACGAGCCUAUGGUUGUCGCCGAUAUACCGGUUACUUAUCACAUUCCGAAUGCUGGCAAUGUUUUUCAAGGCAAUUCCAAUAACGAUGGCUCCACUAACAAUCUGAUCAGCGGCGUACCGGAAAACUUCUCGAGCAUGUUAAAUGUAAACACGCAAAAUUCACCGUACUGCGUAUCACCGAUCUCGCAUUCACCGAAUUCUUUGGGAUUGUCGUCACACUGGGGCCUCCCUCAUCAUUAUAUUCAGUCGAUGUGUCCGUAUCCCUACUCUGGCUACUCUCAUUUGAAUCACCUGCUGACGACGCAACAAAUGCUGCACAACAAUAUGAUGGGAUCUUCUCACGGGCCCCAUGGAUUAUCGAACCACGUGAUGCCUCCCGGUCUCGGAGCGUUUCACCAUAACAAUGUAUCGACCAACUUUUCCGGUAUCCACGGUCUGAACGCCAAUUCGUUAAUAGAUAGCAAAGACGGUAGCAGCGCCUAUUCUUCGCUAAGCAGCGUUUCUAGCUCCCUAUCUAGUCCUGCCAUCAGUCCUCGUAACAUCUCACCAGUCAACCCUACGGAUGCUAAUACUAACUUAGCGGAUCUAACUAGCAUGUUGUCCGAUUUACCGGUUGCGGAUCGACGUGCACCUGGUUGCGAGAAGAAAUCACUCGAGAUGGCUGCACAGCAGAAUUUCACGCCCUUCGACUAUGAGCAAAAGAAACUGCUGGCUACAAGGGCGAUGCAGAAUAAGUCAAGCAACAACGAUUUCCGUGUACCAACGUCCGCUUGGUCCGGUUAUGGCCUCAGCCAAAGUAUUCCGUCCAUAACUACGAGUGAUUUAAGCAAGGAUCUGCCACAUCCUUCAGACUUGUGGAAAGAACCAACUACGCCGGUGUUCAAUACCGAUAUGGAUUUCGGUGGUAUUAUCUCGAGCAAAGACCGCGUUGGACAGAUUGGGAUGGCUUCAAAUUAUAUGGAUCACACGCCGACCUCCCAUUUGAACAAAAUUACAUCGUCCCAUCGCUACAAUGAUCUGGGCAGCAUGUUGACUAGUAUCGGGUUGGAGAAAUAUAUACGCCUGUUCACGUCUCACGAGGUGGACAUGGCCACGUUUCCUUCCCUGACAGAGAAGGACCUAUUCGAAAUCGGAAUUACCGCAUGGGGUGCGAGGCGCAAAAUAAUGCUAUUAAUAUCUGAAAUGAACAAACGCACUAGUCCGUUCUCUGGAAGCGCUGCGCCCGGCGCUGAACGGAAGGCAUCCUCGUCGUCGGCGCCAACGUCGUCGUCGAUGGGCAAAUGCAAUUUGGACACCAAAUGGUAAAAAGUAAAACAAUCGCGUGUAUGUUAUUCGUUCCGAACGCAAUGACGCGUUCAGUCAGCGCUCUCGAUCUCGGAGAUCCGUUGCACAUCGAUCGAAAUUGCGGAAACAGAUACGUACUUAAUAAUGCCGAUCGCGUGCGUAAUUGCGGGGGACCAUUACCCUGUUACAUCGGUCAUUCGGACGGAACACACACGCGGAUUUACGGAAAAAUCAAGAAGGCUAUCUGGCUAUUCAGCUUGUGAGAAACUCGACGGAUGCAGUACAAAUAGCCAAAUAGUUUGCAUGUUAAUGAUUUAAUUACUUAAGUAUCAGGAGAAAGUUAUUUUUGUGACCGAGACUGGCUGUAUUAUUUUUUUUCCUCAUUUUUUUUUUCGCUGUUCUCGGCGCGCGGCGCGGAAGGUGCCUUAGGAUUAGUCAUUAUUAUUUUCGCAGUCUUUGUUCGUUAUCCAAGAUGGACAUUCGCGUCGUUAUCGUUUCGUCCUUGUUAAUAAGUUUUUCAACGUGAAUCUUAGCAAUAUAAUCAAUUCUGCGAUCUAAUUAAGUCUUAUAAAGCAAAGCGCGUCAGUUGCGCGGCGAAAAAGAAUCAUGUAAAAUUGUGUUUAAAACUUUCACGAAACGUCGACGCGCGCGUCCUAUUCGUUACAUCGUGUGGUGAUUCGCUUGAUGACCGGGUGAUCGGUACGUGUGAGUGAAUGUGCGUGUAUGUGUGUGCAUGGAACACCGGGCAUAAGUGUUUCAAGUAAAAUCUAAAAAAAAAAAAUCAAAAAGGAGUUUAUAUCAGGUACUAGAAAUUUAAAAUGAAAUGCGAUGGGCGAGGGAUGUCCCGUGUGUUCAGCGGUCUUUCGUCCUAGUAAAAAAUUCACAUAUAUUUAAUUCAGACUAAGCUCGAAUGCAACCGUGGGUCCGCCGAAACUGUAUUCUUAAUUGAAACCGUCGGAAUAAGCGAUCGAUGCUAAUCAGAUUCGACGUCGCGCGACGAACAAAUGCGGUUUGCGGUAGGACUUUGCAUGAGGUUGCGAUCUCGAGUUUUACAAAGUAAGUAUAAGUUGCAAAGUAUUUAUUAAUUAUUUCGCGAAAGACGCUGGACGCACGUCAAACAAUGGACCGCAAGAACUUUUCGUGUAAAGCAUGUGUUGAAGACAGAACGGUGUAAAAUGGUUUCUACAGCGCAAAUAUUCCAUGUGUCACUCUCCGCGCAACCGAUACUUUUCGAGGAGUCAAUUGAAUCGGGUAGCGAUACUAAAUUACAAUUUACGACGACGAUCAUCGUGUUAAUUAUAGGAAGCCUUCGUUAUUAAAUUAACUCUAAACUUGGCAGAGUAAAAAAAAACGAAUUUGAAAUUGUAUCAUAGCGAAAGAUAUAAAAACUCUAUAUAUAUAUCUAUAUAUAUAUAUGUAAAAACUAUAUAUAAAAACGUUCAUAAGUUGAUAUUCAGAUAUACAAAACUGCUAUCUCUCUUUAAUGCAAUUCUUUUUUUCCUAAGAUUUAUUUAUGACAUAAUAAUACGAAUGUGAUGAUUUAGACGACGUAUGCAAGUAUGAUUUAUAUAGACGCAUUUAAAAACGAUAUAUUGCCAAGUUUAGAUUCUUCCGAUUAUCCUCGCACGCAGAGAGCUCCAUUGGCCGCAGUCGAUUUCGCAAAACGAUUGUUUUAUAGACAUAAGAUAUAUCUCGUUCUCGGUAAUAAUUUAUUCGAAUUUUUAAGCGUUAUUUUUGUUAAUUUUUUUUUGGAACAAAGGAAUGAAAGCGUUAGGUAAAUUAGUUCUUGAGUCACGUGCAUUAUUAUUCAGAUGUCAAUGUAGCAUAUCGAACUAGAAUCGAAGAAGAAAGUACGAUUAUUUUGCAGAGAAAAAAAAAUCGAUUCUCUCGUGAAAUCUUUGAAUCGCGCGAUCAUAGACCACGAUCGUCAAUCUCGAGAAUCGUCAGAUUCCUAGAAAAGAGUAGAGAUUAAAAGAGGACCGAAUCGCGCGAUCGAGCUGAUCGAACAUGUGCCUAACGAAAGAUUUUACUGCGAAGAGUUCUUGACUAAGUCUUUUGCGAAAUCUUUUUAAGCGUAAAUUAUUUAUGCGCUCGCGAGAUAGAUCGGAACAUUAAGAGGAAUAAGUUAAUGAGAAUUAAGAAUAUUUCGCAAAUACGUGUGAUAUAAUCUUGGACUGUUUGGUUCUAUUGUCCGUUUUCUUUUUUUUUUUUUCGUUCAAUAGUGAUAAUAACGAUGAUCUAAAACAGAAAGGUCCCAAGAUUUUCCAGGACGAUCCGGUCGUCACGAGAGCUGUAGGAUUAACAAUUGCAGAACAAAUAGAUGAAGAUGAUAUGCCGCGAAACUCGUUAGCUGUACAAAAUAAUCUAUAGAUUUUGACAAUUUUACCGUUUAAGAGGAUAAUUCGUGAAUUUAAAUUUCAAUAUUUAUAGAUGUCCCGUUAGCAGUUAACUUACUUUAUCAGAAAAAUUCUAAAAUUUUUAGUAGGGAAACGGGGGGUAGCCCCGGACAGUGGGUAGCCCCGGACAUUAUUGAAAUUCAAGUAUACCGCGUAUCUAUGGCCAUUACGUAUCUCGACAUAUGCAGAAUAAACAAUGGCCAUAGAUAUGCGGUAUACUUAAGUUUCAAUAAUGUCCGGGGCUACCCCCCGUUCCCCUAACAAGAUUCUAAAACAACACUUUGUUAGAAAUUGUGAAAUAUUAUAUUAUAUAUUAUAUUUGUGACGGCAUAAUUUUUAAAGAAUUUCAUUCGUAUUAAAUCUCAUUGAUAACGACAAUUGGUACGAUCUUAAAUUUCAGAGAAGUUUAAAAGACGCUUAGAAAAACUUUAAAGACAAGAUGAAUUUUUUCUAUUCGAAAAAAUUAAGACCUUUUUGAAUAAUUUCUACAGAGUUCUUUAAAUUUUUAUGUUGUCUAAAUGCUGCAUAUCACCUUUAUCCAAUUGCGCCUGCACUUAUGCUGCCUUAGGGGCUGCGUUCUCUUAUAAGGGGCAAAAGGUAAUGGUUUUUGUGGCAGCGAUGAUCGUUAUCUAUAAAAAAAAGGGUUUUGAUUGGUAAAGGGUUUUUCAAAACGAUAAUCACCAAGGAAAAUAAACGUAAGCAUGUAAGCAUGAAGUGUGCGCGACUGAACGAAUAUCAUGUGUAAUAUAUCCAUUGUCGCUGCGGAUAAAAUGUACACGUAUCGCAUAAUCGUGAAUCAACGAAGCAGCGCAAGCGUCCUCGAGUCUAAAAAACCAUUCGUUCGAAGGUCGUUGGCAUUUCGUUUCUUACACAGGGUACCUCAAAAUUCGAGAAUUUGAAAAGAGCAAAAGUUGAAAAAAAUUCAAUUAAAAACAGAAAGUAACAGAAAGAGAGAAAAAAGCCUUCUGAUUUCGAGGAAUCUUUCAGGCCUCUUUUCUCGACACUUAUUUUUUGUACUUGCAAUUUUCGAAAAUCGUGCGACUAUAGAAUUCGAGAUGAAAACACCCUGUGUAUUAUACGGUGAGAUCGUCCUUUUGCCAGCCAAUAAUCGACGGUUUCUCUGCCUAGUCCUAAGAAGAAAUCUGUCAAUGUUCCUACGUGAAUACGCACUGAUCCCGUGCAAUGUUUAGUGUAUACGGGUAAAAUAUAGGUAUAGUCGCGGAAAUUAGCGUUAAAAAAGAGAGGGAAAUGCGCGUGCGAGGAGAAGAACAACGACGACGACGACGACGACAAACAAAGAGUUUCUAGUUAGCGUUCUCGCGAGCGUUUCGGUUAACGCAGAAUCGAUUUACAUCGGGAAGAGAGAAGAUACACCUACAAACUGUAAAACCAGUUUUCUUCACUACCACUUUUCUCUAGUCCCUACUCACUUGACAUUUUUUGCAUCCAGCAAAUAACAUGACAUAUACUUCUCUCUCUCUCGAAAAAAGAAAGAAAAGCAAAACGAGGAUGAGAUCAGCCUAGAGUCAGCUGAUAUGCGUAUAGUCAAUUGCGCUCGAACUCGCGCUUAAGAAACUUAUACGCGACUUGGAUCCCGUUGCGUUUACGAGAAUGCGCUGUAAAUCUUCGAAGUUGCAUAUCGCAAGCAUGUUUUUUUUUCACUGUGUCUUUGCGUCGAAAACGAAUCAUUAAUAUUGUUUCAUUAUAGCAAACUGUGGACUCGCUCUUUCCUACUUAACUCUUUAGAUUUGAACAAAUCGUUCGGAGUUAAAACGGAUUAAGCUUAUAAUUUGUGUGAUUGACGUCAAAUAUGGCUCAGUAUUUGAGAAUCUUACUCAAAUUAUGGAUUAAUCCGUUUUCGCUCCCAAUUUAGUGACUUUCAUUUUCUUGGUUUUUAAAUUUCCAUGAAAAAUGAUUUAUGGACUUGAAAAGGGAAAAAAAUAAUAGACCUUCUCUGAGAAUCUCGGGAAGAUUUAAAGUCCACAGGCCGUAUCGUUGUGCAACGAUUUUUCCACGUCUUAACGAUAGAUUUGCGAUUACUUAUAAAAUUCGAAGGUAUUCUCUUCGAUCAGAGAGAGGGUUCAGCGAUCUAAUCACACUUUUUAAAAAUUGCAGAAAAUUAAUCUCAAAGUUGCGGAAAUCAAAAUUUAACCUAAUCUGAUUUAAUUGCAAUUUAUAUUUCAAAUAUUAUUUGAAAUUAAGUCAAUUAAUCCAAUUUGUUGGAAUUAAAUCUAGUUUUAUUUUAACUCAUUGUAAUAUCGAUCGAUUGAGUUUCCUCAACCUUAUUAAUUUUCUCAAAUCUUUAAAAAGGCGAGAUAUGCACCGUAUUGCAUUGAAUCUUUUAUUUUUAUACAUAGUACAUCGCACCUUAUCUUGCCUGAAUGACAAGCUCGAAAAAUUGUGAAACGCAAGCGAUUCGGGAAAUAUGUCGAUCUCGUCCGAGAUGUAAUAUCGGUUUAAUUCAGCAGCUAUAAUGGCACUUAGGCGCAAACCGUUUCCACGUAUCAAUAAGUAUAAAUGCCUCGCACUAUUGUGUUCUCUCUUUCAUACUCGAAAUAUCAGGAAAUUGUGUUUUUCGCUUACCUAUUGUUAGCGAGACCAACAGUAAAAAUCGCUUCUCGGUACAGAAGGGACACUCUCUUGGGAUAGUGUAUCCUAAGAGAGCGAUGCCCUUCGUAUCGAUCUCUUUAGUAUCGUCGCUAAAGUGCCGGUAAAGAAUGCGGAGAGAAUAAUCAAGGAGUUCGUCCGAGGAAAGAAUGUACAAACGACAAAUAGCGGCAACUUUGAGAAAAGUAAGACACUUCCAAGUUUGAAUUCAAUUUUAAGAAGGAUAUGCGCGCGAUACACGCGCAAUUCGGGAAAGGAAUGGAAAAGAUAGAAUUGUGUAAUUUAAAUCAUGCUUCCCGUGCGUCUUAUUAUUUUCUUCGGGCGAACUCCGUUUCCGUUCGCGAUUAGUAAGAUUAAUGUUAGAGCGGAGCGCAAGUGUAAAACGCGGAUAUCUCAGGAAGUAAAUAACAAGCCCGAUAUUUUGAGAAGGGAUUUCUCACAGGACAAGAUGAAAGAAACCGCGCUAUACUCGUACUAUAAAUCCAUACAUUCCAGGGAAAGACGAUAAGAGUUCGGAUUCGAAUGAAAUUUGUAGUGUCGUAGGAGAGGCGGAUGGAAGGUGUUAAUUUAUGUGUAUGUGUUUCGCGUUUCCCCCCCCCCCUUUCUGUGCUAUAGUGUUUAUAAUGUUGUUUCUCGUGUAAUAAAUCCGGGGACGUGCCCGCCCAUCCAGCGCAGGUGCAGCAACUGAAUGAUAAGUUAAUCGAGAUGAAUGUGUGUCAUUAUUGCAUGUGUGAACAAUCGAUCCAUCAACCUGCGCGGCGGCAGAUGAAGCGUUUUAUAAUAUACAGCGCAGCAUAAUAUUUUUAUAUGAUAUAAUCUAAUCUAAUUUUGAUAUAAGAGCCAAGAGAGUAUGUAUUGAUCCAUUAUUGUUUGUUUCGGAAAAAAAGUAGAAAAAAAAAAAGAGGGUGUCGGAGGCCCCCCAAAUCCGGGAUUUGUUGUAUUGAAAUGAAGAAUAAAGAAGAUUUUGUAUAUUGCUAUUUUUAAUAAAAACAAAAUAUUAAUA